Williopsis jadinii is the source of this 456-nucleotide messenger RNA. RefSeq names its product Aps1p (gene APS1). Gene Ontology annotation, cellular component: intracellular membrane-bounded organelle; AP-1 adaptor complex. The transcript is spliced from 2 exons. Gene Ontology annotation, biological process: protein transport; vesicle-mediated transport. Gene Ontology annotation, molecular function: clathrin-cargo adaptor activity. Bases 1 to 456 code for a protein of 151 amino acids. Lineage: Eukaryota; Fungi; Ascomycota; Saccharomycetes; Phaffomycetales; Wickerhamomycetaceae. The record is from RefSeq and is a predicted model, not a curated record.
AUGAAGUACCUGAUAGUGCUGUCGAGACAAGGGAAGAUAAGACUGUCCAAGUGGUACGUUCCACUGUCACAGAAGGAUAAGGCGAAGAUAACAAGGGAGCUGACCGCACUGGUGUUAGGGAGAAAGGCAAAGAUGUGCAACAUCUCAGAGUACAAGGACUCUAAGAUAGUUUAUAGACGCUACGCUUCGCUUUUCUUCAUCGCAGGUGUGGACAACGAAGAGAACGAAUUGCUAACAUUGGACAUAAUCCAUAGGUUUGUCGAACAGAUGGACAAAGCGUAUGGCAACGUGUGUGAGUUGGACAUCAUAUUCAACUUCCAGAAGGCAUACCAUAUACUGGAUGAGCUGUUGAUUGGUGGCGAUAUAGUUGAAAGUUCCAAGAGAGAGGCGCUCAGAAGGGUUGGGCAGCAAGACCAGUUCGAAAGCUUGGACCAAUUGGACAGCGUGAUAGCAUGA